This is a messenger RNA of Colletotrichum karsti, 2064 nucleotides long. RefSeq names its product phospholipase c. Bases 1 to 2064 code for a protein of 687 amino acids. Lineage: Eukaryota; Fungi; Ascomycota; Sordariomycetes; Glomerellales; Glomerellaceae. The transcript is spliced from 2 exons. Gene Ontology annotation, biological process: lipid metabolic process; phosphatidylinositol-mediated signaling. The record is from RefSeq and is a predicted model, not a curated record. Gene Ontology annotation, molecular function: phosphatidylinositol-4,5-bisphosphate phospholipase C activity.
AUGGCGGACACAGCAACUCAACCUACAGUAGUCCCGCCGACCCUGCAGGCAGGCGGCGGCGCCAGCGAGACGCAGCGCACCGUCAAGACGCUCAACGACUCCAUCCUGCCUCACCUCACAAAGAUCUUCAACGUCCACGCCGGCAAGGACGACAAGAAGUGGCACAAGGAGCAGAUCGCAUCCUUCGUCAAGAACGUCCAGGCCGAUGACGAGUGCAUCGAGCACCUGAAAGCCAUCGGGGCCGCCGCGCCGGAUGAGUUGGACUUUAACGGGUUCUUGACCUACAUGACCUCCUCCUACUCGGCCAUCACCCGCCCGGCCCAGGAAACGGACCUCACCUACCCUCUGUCGAGCUAUUUCAUCAGCUCCAGCCACAACACGUAUCUCACCGGUAACCAGCUGUACAGCGAGUCGAGCACCGAAGCGUACAAGAACGUUCUGCUGAGAGGGUGCCGCUGCAUCGAGAUCGACGUCUGGGAUGGGGAUGAUUCCGAUAACGAGGACGGCACGUCGGUGAGCAGCAGCGAUGAGGAGGUCGCUGCUGGCACCAAGGUGAAGAAGAGUCGGCUGUCGAAGCUCAAGGAUAAGAUGCCGAGUUCGCUGUCGAGCAGGCUUGAAAAGACUUCCUUGGGGAAAAAGAUGGAUGAGAGGAUCGAGAAGAAGGAGAGUGUCAGUGCCCCGGCAGCGACGAGUCCACCUGGCGCAACAAGCCCGCCCACCACAACGAGCCCGCCUACAACAUCAAGCCUACCUGCCGAAGGGCAAAAGCUCGAGUUGCAGAAGACGCCAUCGCCGAAGCCUUACGGUAUCGAGCCCCAGGUCUUCCACGGUUACACCCUCACCAAGGAGGUUUCUUUCCGGCACGUCUGCGAGACGAUCCGAGACUUCGGCUUCGUUGCCACCGACACGCCAUUGAUUGUCAGUCUAGAAGUACACUGUGGUCCGCAGCAGCAGGAGGUCAUGGUUCAAAUCAUGGAGGAUACAUGGAAGGGCAUGCUGGUCCCGACUCCGGAAGUCGACGCCUCAGAACUACCGCGUCCGGCAGAUCUCAAGGGUAAAAUCUUGGUCAAGGUGAAGUACGCCCCGCCGCCUACGGAGGCAGGGGAAGCUGUUCUCGAAGACGACGAGAGCGACGAGAGGCCGACUGGGGAUGUUUCCAACAAGAAAGCUGAGAAGAAGAAGGCUUCCAAGAUCAUCCAUGCGCUGAGUAGACUUGGAGUCUACACUCGAGGAAUCUCUUUCAAGUCCCUUACGCAGCCCGAGGCCUCAAUGCCGACGCACAUCUUCUCGCUGUCAGAGAAGGGCGUUAUGGAAGUCCACGAAAAACAGCCAGAGAUUUUGUUUCACCACAACCGACAUUAUCUGAUGCGAGCGUAUCCCUCUGGCCUGCGAAUUAGAAGUUCCAAUCUCGACGCGCCCGUUUUUUGGCGCAGGGGUAUCCAGAUUGUAGCGCUCAACUGGCAGAACUGGGAUGAAGGGAUGAUGCUCAACGAGGCCAUGUUUGCGGGCACGCCGGGCUACGUCUUGAAGCCUGAAGGGUACCGCUGCCUCAAGGCCGGCUCACCUCCUCCUCCUGCCCCUGACGCAGCCCUCGACGCCCCGCAGAUCACGUACAAAACGCUCGAUCUCCAAAUCGACGUCCUCGCCGCGCAAAACCUCCCAUUGCCGCCGGGAGACACCAAGGUCUCCGGCUUCAAGCCCUACGUCAAGGUCGAGAUCCACGUCGAGUCCCCGGAAGAACGCCUCCCCGGCGCUCACAUCAAGAACGAAGGCCACGAGCAGGAGGGCGAGUACAAGGCCAAGACCAAGUCGAACAAGGGCAUCGACCCCGACUUCAAGGGCGAGGAGCUCAAGUUCACAGGUGUCCCCGGUGUUGUGGAGGAGUUGACUUUUGUGCGGUUCACCGUUAGGGACGACGAGAUUAUGCGGGAUGACUUGGCGGCUUGGGCGGCUGUGAGACUUGAUCGUUUGAGAAGCGGCUACCGUUUCGUGCAUCUUAUGGAUUGCGAGGGCAGGGUCACGGAGAGUGUUAUUCUGGUGAGGAUCACCAAGAAGGUGUACUAA